This is a messenger RNA of Gaeumannomyces tritici R3-111a-1, 1225 nucleotides long. RefSeq lists its product as hypothetical. NCBI's taxonomy places the organism in Eukaryota, Fungi, Ascomycota, Sordariomycetes, Magnaporthales, Magnaporthaceae. The transcript has 2 exons. The record is from RefSeq and is a predicted model, not a curated record. The coding region runs from base 1 to 1116 and encodes 371 amino acids. Gene Ontology annotation, molecular function: protein binding.
AUGGCCACACCCGCUGGCAAUGACCCGCCUGAGGGUGAUGCCACUACCAAUGACGGACCAGGCAGCGCCAACCGCAAUCCCCUCUUCGAGAUCAAGGAUGUCCCCGGCAUGGGAAAAGGCAUGAUCGCCCGCGUCGACAUUGCCAGAGGCACGACGAUCCAUACUGAGAAGCCUUUGGUGGUCGGACCCUCGCGAGGCGGCAAAAAUGUGGCCAACUCGCUGGGAUACAUCGAAAUGGUCUUCUCCGUAAACAGUGGUGACGACAGCCCUUCUAUCGACAUCAUCAAGGCACUACCUAAAGACAAGCAACGCCAGUUCUUCAGCCUGUCGGACUCCAGCCACAGCCACGGUAGCGGAAAGAUUAGGGGCAUCUGGGUCACCAACUCGCUCCCCGUCAUGAUUCCGGAUCCCUCGAACUUCUCCUUGCCUCGGGAGGCCGUGGCCCUUACAAUGAGCCGCGUAAACCACAGCUGCCAGCCAAACAGCCUCCUGCGCUACGACGAAGGAUGGUACCAACUCAAAGCCCUGCGGCCGAUCCGGGCUGGAGAACAAGUCACCAUCACGUACAAGGACUAUAUCCACCAGACGACGUCCCAGUGGCGCCGGCGCGGUCUCGAGGAGCGAUAUGUCGAGUGCAAAUGCGAGGUUUGCCUUCGCGUCGCCGCGGGCGACGUCAUCAGCGACGUCCGCCGAGACCUCAUCGCCAUUGUCACGGAAGCCGCCCAAUUCGGGUGCCCGCUCUCGUUCUACGACCCGCAGCUCCGCCUCACCCGCUGCAGGAUGCUCAUAUGCCUCCUCAAUGCCGAGUUCCCCGCGGGGGAGGCCGCCGAACAAGUCUUGCAGGCCUACAAGGACGCCCUCGACAUAGCCAUCGCGCAUGGAGACUGCGCUCGCGCAUCUGUUUUUGCUCGGCGUAUGUUGGGCCUGAUCCCUUUGGUGGGAGACGCAGCGAGCGGGCCGGGGGCGAAUGGCUUCUGGGAAAUGGUUGCCGAUCAGCCGAGACGGCACCCCAGUUGGCGAGAGUGCUCCUCCCGGUGGGACACGACCCUGAGAGCAAUCCCACAGAAUCUGUCCGAGGGCGACUUCGAGAACUGGCUUUGGAGGCAGCGGUUCUGAUGGAGAUGUCAGUCGGGCUGGCGGGAGCCUUUUUCGGGUGGUUGUCCUGCUGCUCUCAUCACCGGCAAUUUGCCAUCGAAAAGACUGAGCUUUGGAGGGGUUUGGGUAC